AUGCUCUACUUGAGCAGCAGAUCGUACUCACUGACGAAUACUCAUGUGCAAAUUAACGAUAACAGUCAGGCAGCUUCCUCCGAGCCCGUGCUAGAGACGACGCGCCACGUACUUCUGGCUAAAUUAGAGAAGCAUUUAAUAAGCGAUCUCCCUCCGGAAAAUGUUGGUGAUUCUAGCUUUGAGAAAUUGUUGGAAACACCUGCGGUGGCAGCUGUCAAGAGUCCGAGAAACCAAACCAACACCACCAACGAUUCCACGGCAACAGAAGUAACUAACGGAAGUUUAUCCUUCAAUUCUCCGGCGCAAAAGUCCUCACCUAUACUGGAGUACGCAUCACGUCUUCCCAGCUACCGCCGUCGGUCCAUUCAUCCAGAGCGUCCAGAUCUUACCAAUCCAUACACGGAUUUAAUUCUACCUGAUUCUGUUACCCUUCUGUCAUCAAGGCCAUACAGUCCCUCCGACAAGGCGACACCAUGGAAACGGACUGCUGGCAGUGAAAAGUGGUCUGUGACAAAGAAAAUCAAGGAUCUGCGUAGUCCCGUCUCGAGAUCGGUAGUCGCACUCAUAAAUGCCGUCCGUGCUUUGAUUGUUGCUACUUUAAAGCGCGAAUCUACUGACUGUAAGGUCCGUGGUUCGAACCCGACCUCUGCAUCUCGACUUCCCCUGUCUAGGCUUAGGCAACCUGACAGUAUCUCAGCCCUUGUGCUUCCUCCGGGUGGCAUGGCAGCUAGGCACUGGGUGUUGCAGCUGAACGGUUUACUUUUUUCCAUAUGGCUCAUAACCAGUCGAUGUCACAUGCCGCCAUAA
Messenger RNA from Opisthorchis viverrini, 807 nucleotides. RefSeq lists its product as hypothetical. Lineage: Eukaryota; Metazoa; Platyhelminthes; Trematoda; Opisthorchiida; Opisthorchiidae. The coding region runs from base 1 to 807 and encodes 268 amino acids. The record is from RefSeq and is a predicted model, not a curated record. The transcript is spliced from 4 exons.